Tetranychus urticae (two-spotted spider mite) is the source of this 3008-nucleotide messenger RNA. Its product is annotated as BBSome complex member BBS2-like. Gene Ontology annotation, molecular function: protein binding. Gene Ontology annotation, cellular component: motile cilium; ciliary basal body; membrane. The record is from RefSeq and is a predicted model, not a curated record. Gene Ontology annotation, biological process: non-motile cilium assembly. Lineage: Eukaryota; Metazoa; Arthropoda; Arachnida; Trombidiformes; Tetranychidae.
AACAAGCAAAACAAUGUCGGUUAAUUAACCUAGCAACCAGUUCUCCUAACAAAAAUAAACCUUAGAUAAUUAGGAUUUGUUUUCGUUAACAAACGAGAACUGGCAAUAAAUAAAUUACCAUAUCAUCGAUAUGUUGAAGACUGUGUUUACAAUUAAUCUUAAUGAAAAAAUUCAACCAGGCCAAGUUGCAGUUGGUAAAUUUGAUGGGAUCAACCCAUGUAUUGUGGCGGUAACAACUAGUGAUAAGGUUCUUCUUCAUAAUCCUCUUCGUCGAUCUCAGCAAACAAGUGAAAGACGUUGGAGUCAACCUUCAGCAGGAACUGAUGUUACUUUUCUCAAUGUUAACCAAACAAUUCGAUCACUUACUGUUGGCUGCCUUAAAACAGAUUCAGAGGCAGAUGUUCUGGUUCUAGGAACACCUAUCAGUAUACUUACCUAUGAUGUAAUGAACAAUGUUGAUAUCUUUUAUCGUGAGAUUCCUGAUGGAGCGAAUGCUCUCGUUGUCGGAAAGAUUGGAUCAAUUGAAAGUCCUUUGGCUAUAGCUGGUGGUAAUUGUGCUAUCCAAGGGUUUGAUGCCGUUGGUAAUGACUGUUAUUGGACAGUUACUGGGGACAAUAUAACAACUUUAGCUCUUUGGGAUAUUGAUGGUGACCAACAGAAUGAGUUGAUUGUUGGUUCUGAAGAUUAUGAUAUUCGCGUUUUCAAAGAAGAGUCAAUAUUUCUGGAAAUGUCAGAAACAGAUUCGAUUAAAUGCGUUUGUCCUCUGAUUGGAGACUGUUUUGCUUAUGCACUAGUUAAUGGUACAGUUGGAGUCUAUUCCAAGAAAGAACGUCUUUGGCGGAUAAAGUCCAAAAAUCAGGCAAUUUGUAUUCUUGGGUUUGAUGUUAAUAAUGAUGGACGACCAGAGUUAAUCACUGGAUGGUCAAGUGGUAAAAUAGAUGCUCGUAACAUGGAGACCGGUGAAGUAAUUUUCAAAGAUAAUCUCAACUCUUCCAUUGCGGCAAUAAUGACAGCUGAUUACAAUCUCGAUGGUGUAGUUGAAUUGGUUGUUAUCAGUGUAUCAGGAGAAAUCAAAGGAUAUCAAACCAAUUCAGGAACCGAAAGACCUCAACCCGUCUUAGAUAUAACAUAUGAACAAGAAACUAUAAGAGAUUUAAUGAAACGAAAGCAAAAUUUACUCCUCGAGCUUAGAAACUAUGAAUCCAAUGUGCAAUUCAGUUCAUCAACAGAACCACUAAUUCAUGGUAAAGCCUCGACUGAAGACGAUCAUUAUGGAGCCAUUCCUGCGGACACCCAAUUGAAAUCAGCUUUGAUCCUCAACAUUGAAGAUAGUAAGCCUUCCGUUGACCUGACUCUUCAAACAACUAAUGAAACAAUCAUAAGAAUGGUGGUUAUUUUUGCUGAAGGAAUAUUCAAAGGAGAAAGUCAUGUUGUCCAUCCUCCUGAAUCUGAAGUUUCUGGUACACUAAAUAUUCCCUUAAGGCCUCCAAAAGAUAUGCCAAUUGAUUUACAUAUUAAAUCAAUUGUAGGUUAUAAAGGAAGUUAUCAUUUCCAUGUGUUCGAGUUGAGUCGACAUCUACCUCGUUUUUCAAUGUAUGCAUUACGGAAGAACACCAAUUUCCCAGAAUCAAGUAAACCUAAAGGAUGGGUUAAUUUUAAUUUAGGUGAAAAAGUCAGUCGGAUUUGCCUUUGGCUGAAUCGAAAUUUUUUACUGGUCGAAGAAUUUGAAUAUCUCGAAAAUUUAGAUGUAACCUUUAUCUCUCUUCGUGACAAUAAGCUGCUCAUAUUUGAAAUGGAUGGUAAAUCGGGAAGCUUCACUAUUCGAACCAACUCUAUGGAGAUUGCGGGUCAAGUUGUUCAAUCCCUUGCAGUUGAAUAUCUCAACUUGCCUGACCUCAGCUCAACUGUUGAUUUUCCUGGAGAAAUCGAAAAUUUGAAAAAAUUGAUAACAAAAGUGGAAGAAAUGCAAUCAGUAAGAGCUUCAAUCGAUGCUGACAUUGCUGAAAAUUCAGUUGCUGUACGUUCAUUGGUUGUGCGUUCAGAAGAUGCCCGUUUAUUGAGAGAAUGGAAAAUGGUUAAACAACUGUAUAUGGAUUUAAAUGUACUCAAUCGUGAACUAAUUCAUGAGUAUCAGAUUCGAAGUCACAACCAUCAAGAUCUGGUUGAUAGUUUGAAACAAAUAAAUGUUAUUAUCCAAAAAGCGGCCAACUUGAGAGUUGGUCCUUCAAAAACCAAGAUUGUACAACUCUGUCGACUGGCCAUCAAAGAUAACAAUUUGAAUUCAUUAGCUCGUAUCAUUUGUCGAGGAGAAGCUUGAUCAAUGAAUUGUUUCACCUAAAUUCAAGAGAUCCGGAUCCAUUGACUCAGUGCAAUAAUCACCAGAAUGUGAUGUUUCUCAUGUCAACCAUUCACUGUCGUUGGUCAAGUAACAUGAAAUAGUCGGUCAACAAGUCCUAAAAUAGAUUAAAAUUUUGGAACAAUCAAGUUAAUCUUCAAUCAAAGCCAGUUAUUCAUUGCAAUAAUCAACUUGCUCGUAUUGAUUAUUUCAUUUUACCGUCGAUCCAACAACCAUUAUGAUACAUAAUAAUGGAUUUUAAUUGUUUAAGUUCAUUGACAUCUCAAUCUAACCAUGUGAAAUGUAUUAUUGAUUUGAAAUCAAAUCAUAGGCAAUUGUUUGGCUAAUAAUUAUUGACACGCAAAAAUCAAUUGGAAAACAAAAAUCUGGGAAAUUUAACCCUUUUCUUGCUACAUGCAAUAUCAAUGUUUAACAAUGGAUUUAAUAGUCUAAAAAUGGAUCAAUAUUAUCUAUUAAAACCGGAUAACUUGUUGCAACAAUUACAUUAUCAUCUAAAAAUCAAUGACUAACACCUGAAUAACAAACUGGAAAGCAACAAUGAUUCAGUCAACCAAACAUGCACACACAAAAAAAGAGCUCAACUCAUUUAAUUAUCAUUAGAUCUUAAUACAAAUGUUUUUUUUCUUACCUUAAAAAUAAACCUUUAACCAAA